This is a messenger RNA of Laetiporus sulphureus 93-53, 931 nucleotides long. RefSeq lists its product as uncharacterized. Bases 215 to 694 code for a protein of 159 amino acids. The transcript has 4 exons. NCBI's taxonomy places the organism in Eukaryota, Fungi, Basidiomycota, Agaricomycetes, Polyporales, Laetiporaceae. The record is from RefSeq and is a predicted model, not a curated record.
ACAUCGGUGCGCCUAGCCUGUUAGACUGUAUGCCGCUCCUAUGACGAAACCAGUUUCACGGGUAGAGAGACUGGUCCCAAGAUCGUGCAUCAGUCGCCGCCGGGACCGCGGGCCCAUCGCACCUCACGGAGCCAGUCUCGGGUUUGGCGCCCCACCUCCACGAUGAGCCUUGCAUCUUCUUUGGUAAUUCUUGACCGUUUGGUCCCGAAAUCCGAUGAUGUAUAAAGGACUACUGCUACUUCUCUUCGCCAUAAUUGCCUCUGUGCUGGCAGGCACUCCUGGUACGAUCAGCGAGCCAGCGUCUUGGACGAAGAUCGCCCCGGGUGCCACGUUCAACUUCUCGUACAACAUCCGCGCCGACUAUUGCAAGUCAAGUUAUGCAUACUCAGUUUACCUGGUCACAGAGCAGCCUUCAUCUCUUGCUCCCGCGGAUUUGUUUAUGAGUGGCUACUACUAUGGGAGGUAUGACGCAGAGAACUACCCUGCUGUCCCAUAUCCGACAAACCCGGCUCCCCCCAAUUUAACUAUGCCAGACUUCUCCCGCGCUCAAGGCGGGUUCGGUGGCGGCAAGACUGCCUCCAACGCCACAUUCUAUAUGACGGUGUUAGAAGAAUGGGACACGUGCGAGGGCACGGUGGGCAGAAUGAUUGGCAUGGCGUCCAACCCGAUUAUCUAUAAUGCCACGUCGUAUUGAAGGCAUUUCUGAUGCGCGAACAGUAAUUCGGAUGUAUCAUUGUUAUUCUGAAUCGGACUAUGGACUGCCGUCGAAAGAUGGAUUGUACACCAUUUCUUUAGGGUGGACGAACAAUUGUGGACGUUCCGAUGUGUGGCGCCACCCGUCGUAGCUGCGCUGUACUCUACUCACGCGAUACGUACCAUACUGUACUAGUAUUAGUUAAUGGACAUGGUCCGGAAAGCCGUUUCUCUCCGU